CAACUCAAGCUUAUAAUGAAUUGGUAGAUAUAAUUCAUCAUUCACAGUUUAAGAGUGAAGAUGUAGUAAUGAAUAUUUCAACAUAUAAGUGUGGAGAGUUUAUAGUCUACAAAGAAUUAGUAACAACAAAUAGAUUUGGACAAAUUUUAGCGAUAGUGGAUGUAGAUAGCAAGUUUAAAAUAACAGUCCAACGUAUUUUGACAUUUAAAGAAUUGCCAAAUAACUUAAAAAGUAAUAAUCAAAGAAACAGAUCGUAUAAUGAAUUGUGGUUGUUAGAUAGAGGAAUAGAAAACGCAGUUAUAGUUGUCGAAUUACAGAAUGUUGUAAAAAUCGCCACAAUUGUUAUACUUUAUAAUAAAAAUAACAUUAAUAGUUCUUCUCUGAUUUUUAUUCGUGAGAUUCUUUAUAAGCAUCAAGGACAUUGGAAGUUAAGAGAUGUUGUAUAUGCUUACAAACAUCCAUCAGAAUUUGCUGCAUUAGAGGAUAAAUGCUUCUCAAACAUAAUCUUAAAAAAGUGUAUACCAAAAAAGAAGAUUGAAAAAAAAUUUCCAAAUAAUUCUACAUUUCGUAGAAAACUGGCAUUAAUAUAUCGAGAAAUAGGUUAUGAUUCUGCAUUUGUUGAAGAUUCAUGUCAACACUAUGAAAUCAGUUGUUUUUUAGAAAAUAAUGGGACUGACAAACAGUGUCUGCAUAUCGGUGAUAUUGUUACUAUAGCAUCUGAGAAAGGUGAUUCUACAAUCAAUUUUUAG
Messenger RNA from Dentiscutata erythropus, 749 nucleotides. The record is from the annotation of a GenBank genome assembly. NCBI's taxonomy places the organism in Eukaryota, Fungi, Glomeromycota, Glomeromycetes, Diversisporales, Gigasporaceae.